This is a messenger RNA of Spodoptera litura, 4070 nucleotides long. RefSeq lists its product as uncharacterized. Gene Ontology annotation, biological process: double-strand break repair. Gene Ontology annotation, molecular function: nucleosome binding; metal ion binding; ubiquitin-protein transferase activity. Gene Ontology annotation, cellular component: nucleus; site of double-strand break. Lineage: Eukaryota; Metazoa; Arthropoda; Insecta; Lepidoptera; Noctuidae. The record is from RefSeq and is a predicted model, not a curated record.
GAAAAAAGACGGAAAGAACCAUAGUGAAAAAUGGCGGCCAAGUCAAAGAAGCGGCUGUCUAAAAUUGAAAAUAAGUUGUUAAAAUUAGAAAAAUUAGAAUUAAAAGAUGUAUUUUGUUCGAUUUGUCAAUCUAUUUUAAUAGAACCCGUAACCUUGCCGUGUUUUCAUGAUUUUUGUCAACGUUGUUUCAAUGGUAGCAUAGAAAAUAAUGCUUUGUGUUGUCCUCUGUGUCGAUUGCGAAUUGGAUCCUGGCUAAGAACAGCAACAAAACAAAAGAAUUUGGUGAAUGUUGAACUUUGGAAUUUUAUUCAAUCGAAAUUUUCCCAUGAAAUUGAAAUCAAAACUAAAGGAGAAGACAUCCGUUUGCCAGAAGAGAUCCCCUUACCUAGGUUAAGUGAGCCUGGCGAAAUAAGGUCAGAAUAUGAGGCUGAAUUGAAACGCUUAAGAGCUGAACGAGUAAGAUUAGAGCAAAAACACAUACAGGAAACUGAAUUACUAAUCAAGAAAAUUCAAACCGAAGAAGAAGAAGCUCAUAAAAAGUAUCUAGAGAAUUUAAAAAAAGAUGAAAUUUUAGCUCAACAAAUGCAACAAGAUCAUACUGAUCCUGUACCGCCACGAAACACACCUAGGAGACUCAAUUAUAGGGCCACUGCUGCUAAACCUAGACUGAAAUCUACCAAGAUAGAUAAUUAUUUAUCUAAACUACAAGUACCCACCACUAAAGAUAACCUUCAAAUAAAUAAUGAAUCCAAUGAUAAUGCAAGUUCUAAUGGGUCAACCCCCAAAACUCCUAUUGUCAAGCCCAUGAAUGGAGCCUCACCAGAAAUGGUUCCCAGUUAUGGAAAAUUAAUUAAGAACUUUGUAGACAAGAAAAGUAAACUUGGCCCAGGUUUAUGGAAUAAAGAAAAUGGGGAAAAUGUCAAAGAAAAGAAAGACGAUCCAAAAGCUGGUGAUAAAGAACCAGGUAACACUAACACAGAAGACAAGGUUAAAGUAAAAGGUUCUGUGCCUUCUUUGCUUGUCUCUUUGCCACUGCCAUAUACAGGAAUACUCCAACAUAAAAUUAAUUUAGCUGAAAAUAGAAAUGUUGAGACUGGAAGCGUUGACUCCAUGCGACAAGAGUUGUGCUAUUUCAAACCAAUUGAAUCAACAACUCCCACAAGUUUCAAUACAGGCAAGAGCCUGCCUCUUAGAGUGCCAGGACUUCGUAUAGAAAAGGAGUCAGUAUCAUCUAGUAAUGAAGCAGUACCAACUCGAGUGCAAUACUUAGAGGGACUUUGUCGCCUCAGAAACAUGUCUUUAGCUAAAAACUUACCAUCUGCAUUUGUUAUUGCCCUAAAUAUUCUCAAAGUUAAUAAGGAACAACCUGGGAAAUGCGAAACUACAAGAUCAAAAGUUAAGAAAACUGCAUCUAUUAGUCCUUGUGUCGCACCUUUACCAAUCAAGAAAAAUCCUAUUAGAAAUAAACAAACAAUACAUAUUGACGGUAUUAAUAAAUUAAAUAAUGAAAGCAAUCUUAGACGCACGCGGUCCAUGGGAAGCAUUUCAAAAGAUGAAAAUGAAACGACACCUAAGAAGGGCAAAAUAAAACAGAGGAAAGUAUCGUCUGAGAGGAAGCCAUACUUACGCAGUGAUUCCAAAAAGUCAAGUACCAAAAAAGAAUUACACAGUCCAUUAAUUUCCGAAUCAAUAAAUAACAAUAAGGUUAAUUUAGCUGUAAAAAAUUUGUCUAGUCCACUAAAAAAUUGUGAUGUUAAGAAAAUAUUGGAAGAACAGCUUAGAAUUGAAAAAUUGAUUGAACAAGAAAAGAAUGAUUAUGAAUUUGCACGCAAGAUGGAAGCAGAGUGGAAUGGCAGGAGAAAUCCACGAAGGUCGACCAUCAAACGACAAGUGACUCUAAACUACGCUCUUAGACCCGCCAAGAAAUUAAAGGUCUGAAUUAACUCCUUAGUCUUAUGAAAGCAUUUUUAGUUAGAAAAUUCCUGUGGUUGUUUAUUUAAUUCUGUUUGUUAUUUUGUUUGUGUCAGAUGACUGUAUAUGCCAGUGCAUAUAAUAUUUGAAAACGGAAUAAAUAGUAGUUAAUGAAGGCCAUUGAAAGGGAAGAAAAAGCUCCCAAAAAUAUGGCAACUUAAAUUAUGGGUGAUCUGCGGUCGGGAAAAGGAUGGCACACUCAUUAUUUUUGCCGACCUCAAAUUGCUAGCAAUGAUUUUUUCAUGUAUUGGAAAUAUCUUCCUAUUUCCAUUGAGUUUUUACUAAUAUUAUCUUGCAUUGUUAAAGCCAUCUGUACUGGUAUAGAACGAUUGGUUUAAUGUUAAUAAUAAUGAAUAAGAUAAUUCAAAUAUUCAGAUUACAAAACCUGUCUCUUUUUAUGUCUGUACGAAGCAAUGCAUAAAUUGGAACAAACGUAAUCUGGUUGCCUUAAUGUGACUUAAUAUUAUGGUAUUAAUUACUUUCUUUGAGACUGUAUGAAUUUUUGCAGCUUACAUUAUAUAUCUCACCGACUACCUAUUAUUAAUCUCAUAAGUAAAUUGUAUGUAUGUACAUUUUAUGUAGAUAGAUGUUUAACUACCUUAUUAAUUAUAUUAAAAUGAAAACAAUUAUAAUUUUACUAUUAUGCAAUGUAUAACUGACGUAAUUGUAGAACUCAAUUUUUAUUUCGAAUUUAUUUCUGAUGCAAAAUAAAUAAGACAUUGCUCACUGAGCAAUGUCUUAUUGUGUCCACCGAGUGUGGACUGAGCAAUGCUCAGUCCACACUCGGUGGAACCGCGGCCGUUUUUAACAUGCCAUUGUAAUAAAAUUCUGUCGCGAGACAACAUCACAAGUUGCUUGUAUUUGGUUUCUUAUUUUACAACGCGAUUAAAAACCGCCGCAGCUCCGCUUUAGUGCGACUGAUAUUAGAAUUUUGGCAAUGAUGCUUCAACAAUAUUUUGUUAUUAAUAUAAAUAACAAUCUGUUAUCAAAAACUAAUUGAUUCUGUUCUCGCUUGUACAUAGUACAAUAUAAAUCUUGAUGUAAUAAACACGUCUGGAUAGUCCAGUUUAUACGAUAAAAAAAAAAUACUUUUUAAUCUAACAUGUUUACAAUUUGCUAUAGUUAAUAUUUUCAACACCAAUUCAUUUAAAACCUUAUUGUUACCAAAACUGUCUAAAUAAGGUUUCAUUUGUAAUGUACAAGUAAAUUUGAGCUUUUUAGGCCAGUACAUCUUGGCAAAAAGGAGUUUAAAAUCAUUUUACCUGUAGCAACCAGGUACGUACGCUACGACUCAAACGGUUUAUUUGUAAAAAAUUUGGAGAUACUAUGUUCGGAUGAUAUUUUAUUCAUGGGAUGUGGUCCAAAGUGGGCGAUUAAGUCCAAAUCAAUAUUAGUUGCAACUGUCAUCAGCAGCUGCAUCAAACUUUUUUUUGCCAAGCUGUACAUCAUCAGCUGAAAUAUAAACAUAAUCAAAGGCCUGACAUGUUGGUCGCAUAUAAGUAGUAUAAUCUGCCAGCUCUCUACAGACUUCUAAUAUUUACAUAGCUUGGUGAUAGAUUAACCAUUUAUUAAAGCAUGAUUUUGAUCCUUUUUGCAUAUUUCAAGUAUAAACAUUAUUGGUCUUAACAUUUAGAAUACAGACAUUUUGUAGACCUAGGUUGUACACUAAGGAGAGUCUACAGUUUAGUAUUCAUACCUAGUUCACCUACUCGAAAUUAUAAUAUACCCUAUUUACUAUUUUGUAUUAUCUCAUAUUCACUUUGUAUGUAUCUUACAUGGUGUAAAACAGUAUUGAAAGGUAAUAUAAUGUAGAGAAAGCAUAAACACAUUUAAAUCAGCUACAGAAAAAAAUGGAUAACGAUAUAACAUGAAUCAAUGCAGAAAAACUUCAGAACAAUCGUUAAGAAUUUUAUAACUGAAUUGUCUUUUGUGAUGUAGAAGUUUGAAAAUUCAAACUGGUUUGUCUAUAUUUUCUAUAAGAUAUUUUGUUAAAAAGCUAUGUCAACUAGGCCCUAUAAUAGAGUAAAUUAAAUUUUGUAAAAUAACAAAUAAUACUUUGACGGCUGGUCGUUCGACGUGCAGGACUAAGGAGGAGGCCU